This is a messenger RNA of Spinacia oleracea (spinach), 399 nucleotides long. Its product is annotated as 60S ribosomal protein L24-like. Gene Ontology annotation, cellular component: cytosolic large ribosomal subunit. NCBI's taxonomy places the organism in Eukaryota, Viridiplantae, Streptophyta, Magnoliopsida, Caryophyllales, Amaranthaceae. The coding region runs from base 1 to 399 and encodes 132 amino acids. The transcript has 5 exons. Gene Ontology annotation, biological process: cytoplasmic translation. Gene Ontology annotation, molecular function: structural constituent of ribosome; mRNA binding. The record is from RefSeq and is a predicted model, not a curated record.
AUGCGAAUUGAGGAGUUAGAGUUGUGUGUAGGCUUCAGAUUGGGGGGAGUUUAUUUUGUUUGUGGUUGGGGUUCAUCGGUUCAUCGCUAUGGCAGAAAGCAAUGUUUCCAAGUCAGGACAAAACUUCGCCACUUUACUGGUGCAAAGAUUUACCUUGGUAGGGGUAUCAGGUUCGUUCGCUCUGAUUCUCAGGUUUUCCUGUUUGUCAAUUCAAAGUAUAAAAGGUAUUUCUACAAUCGUUUCAAGCCCUCAAAGCUCAGCUGGACUGCUGUGUACCUGAAGCAGCACAAGAACGACAUUUUGGGUGAAGCUGUGAAGAGGAGAAGGGCCACCAAGAAACCUUACUCAAGGUCUAUUGUUGGUGCAACUUUGGAAGUUAUUCAGAAGAAAAGACCUUAA